Molecule: messenger RNA, 711 nt
Organism: Pediculus humanus corporis (human body louse)
Lineage: Eukaryota; Metazoa; Arthropoda; Insecta; Psocodea; Pediculidae
Exons: 3
Coding region: 1-711 (236 amino acids)
Source: RefSeq, a predicted model, not a curated record
AUGUUAUUUGCGGUUCCUUGCAUUGUUGUAGCUCUUAUUGCUGCCGUUUUUGCCGAACCAGCAAUAAAUAAUGCAAGUCAAUCACCAAGACCCGGUACCAGACCUGGAAGAUUUUUGUCAUUACCCGUACCUAACAAAUGCAGUUCACGUCCAAAAGAAUGGAAUUACAGAGGACACAAUUAUUUCUUCAGUGGACAUCAUCCACAAUUUAGAAACAAAAGAGUGGACUGGUUGGACGCCAGAAAUAUUUGUAGAGAAUAUUGUAUGGACUUAGUUUCAAUGGAAACUCAAGAAGAGAAUAAUAUGGUAUUUAGACUUAUUCAACAAAAUAAUGUCCCUUACAUCUGGACCAGUGGUCGUCUUUGUGACUUUAAGGGAUGUGAAAACCGCAGAGAUUUGGAACCUAAAAACAUUUUUGGAUGGUUUUGGUCUGCCACUAGAGGAAAGAUGGCACCCACCAAUCAAAUUCCUAAUGGAUUUGGGUACAAUCCAUGGAGUUUUUCAGGACAUAAGAGACAAAGACAACCAGAUAAUGCUGAAUUUGAUAUCAAUGGAACCAAUGAAUCUUGCAUGAGUGUACUCAACAAUGUUUACAAUGAUGGAAUAGCUUGGCAUGAUGUUGCUUGCUAUCAUGAAAAGCCAUUCAUUUGUGAAGAUAGCGACGAAUUGCUUAACUAUGUUGCAAGUACCAACAGGGGUAUCCGUCUGUAA